Molecule: messenger RNA, 1814 nt
Organism: Ciona intestinalis (vase tunicate)
Lineage: Eukaryota; Metazoa; Chordata; Ascidiacea; Phlebobranchia; Cionidae
Source: RefSeq
AGUUGCAGAUACUUUUUAUUUAUAGCGUAUACUGUUAUUCGUCUGAAAAUGCUGAUUGAAUAUCUGAUUCAUAUCACAGUAAUGGUAAUAACAUCGGAGCGACUUCUCAUUCUAAUGGGUUUAUGUGAUGAUAGCUUUCAUUUUCCGGUCAUGAUUCGCGUGGUUUUCAACGCGGCUGUCGCCAUCGUAAUCGCGUUGGUGAUGAGUAAACUGUACAAAGUUCUUUUCGCUCCGUUGGAUCUACGUAGGAAGUUAGAAGACGUGGGUUACGUUCACCACGACCACAGCGUCUCCAGAGAGGAGAACAUACGGGACACGCAACGUCGAAAAAAACUAGGCAACACUCCGCCAGUGUUUCCGAACGGAUGGUUCAAAGUAGCCGACUCAACCUGGAUCAAAAAAGGCCAAGUAAAAAGCAUAUAUUUUUUCGGCGAGCAAUUGGCCCUGUUCAGAAACAAACGUGGCUUGCUAAGAGCACUGGAUGCAUACUGUCCACAUUUGUUAGCAAACAUGGCGGCCGGGGGAAAAGUCGUGAACUCUGAUUGUUUAGAAUGUCCAUUCCACGGUUGGAAGUUUAGUGGGGAAACUGGGAAACUAGUGGAUGUUCCGUACGCACAGAAAGUACCCACAUUCGUGUCCGUUAAGAAAUGGUCAUGUUGUGAGGUCGAUGGUAUGGCUUAUCUAUGGUACCACUGUGAUGGCGGCGAACCUAAGUGGGUAUUACCCUCUUCCGUUACCAUUAACACCUUGAAAUACGCUGGCAAGACGGAACACAUCAUUAACUCCCAUAUACAAGACAUUCCGGAAAAUGCCGCCGACAUAAGUCACCUUGAUCAUUUGCACAAACCAGUUAUCGGAAGUGACGUAGAGAAAACAAAUGAAUCUUUGCUGAACAAUCUUAUAUUUCAUUCCAUCCAGGCCUCGUGGAAGCCACCCACCGACCCAAACGAACCGCACCGAUCAACUAUGAGCAUAAAGGACAACAUUCACUUGAGCAUUUUCAACAUCAAAAUCCCCCUUUUGUAUCUCGAGUUUGAAAUAGAUCAGAUUGGGCCGGGAGCGGUUCAUAUCCACGUUCGCACCCCAUUCUUUCGAGGACUCAUGUUACAAAACGUCACACCAAUUGAGCCAUUCGUGCAAAAACUUACACACUCGUUCUAUGUAUCGCCAUGGGUCCCUGUGUGUAUUGCGAAGGCGUUUUACUUGCUGGAAACCACGCAGAUCGAGCGCGAUAUACUGAUGUGGAACAACAAGACGUAUUUUCGACAACCGGUUCUGGUAAAGGAGGAAUCUGCACUCGCUAAACAUCGGAGAUGGUACCAGCAGUUCUACUCAGAAAACAGCCCAAGAAUGAACCACCGCGGCGACCUGGUUUAUCCCGGAAAACCAAAACUUGCAGACUGGUAAAGAUACCAGAACCGAAAGUCGAAUGCAAAGAUAACCACAGUGAAGCGUUAUGAGCUUGAAUCAUUACGUAACACCGUUUUUGAAUUUUGGUGUUGAAUAUUUCUGUAUGCUUUAUUAAGUCGUGUGUUUUGUGUAUGCUGUACAUUAUAACACUGUUUGUUUAAUAUGUUAAUUCAUAUAUUCCAUAAACAAUAUCACGAAGCAGGUCGGUUCGAUUUUAGAUGGUAAAACUGAGAGUAACCUGCCAUAAGAAAAAACAAAAUUAUUUUAUAAACCCGAUGUAUGUUUUGCCUAAUUUUUUUUUGUUUAAUUAUUUUUGCUUGUAUUUAUUUUUGUUGCUUUAUUUUAUAUAAAGUCGCCUUUUCCGCACAUUAUGUCGUUCGUUUGUAUAAAAUGCAACAGGUAAA